AUGGAAGGUCCUACUGUGUCCGACUUUGAUGCCGAUCAAAUCCUCGGGGAGGCCACCUGUGCGAUUUGCCAAGAGGUCAUGCACCGGGCCACGAGUGUCCAACCGUGCAUGCAUAGUUUUUGCAGCUCCUGUCUUGGUGGAUGGCUGAAAAGGCCUGGAGACAAGCUGCCAAGGUGUCCCGUUUGCCGACAAGCUGUGGCAGCGGUUGGAAAGAACCAUGUCCUCGAUAGCUUGAUCGAGAAAAUCCUCAAGGCACAUCCGGAUAAGAUGCGCUCUGUCGCUGCAUUGGCGGAUCUUGAUAGCAGGGAUCCUUUAUAUGACAAUGGCUACGAUUUGGUCAAGCUCCGGGGGGGUGGGGGCGUAGCAGCAGGCUUUGCCCGAUUGACAGUGGCAGCAGCUGCAGCUGCGGAAGCGAUGGAUGCCGAAAGUGAGCACAGCCAGUCUGAGUUUUCUUCCAGCGAGGAAGAGGCAGAGGUGGAAGAGCAUGCAUGGGCAGAGCCUGGCGCUGUGAGGCCCGCGUGUCGCCUUUGUGGAGUUCCUGCUUGGAGACCCUUGCGCUCAGCUUCAGAAACCAUUGCAAAUCCCUUGUCAGCGACUUUUCUGACGAAAACGGCACUUGCAAACAAUACCUUCGAACAAGAGAUUCUGCAGGAGUGGCUUCAUACAAAGGGUCUGAGUCUACAGCAGGCAAUCAUUGACUUGCUGGCAAACCCUAAUCCUGAAGGAGUUCCUGCAGUCCGUUGGCAUGCUCCCUUUGGAGGAGGUCCAGAUUUCCUCCAUUCUCCUGAGGCAUGGACAGAUAUUCCAUCAUGCAAACCCUGCAGUCAGAACGUUUUGCGGGGAGUUGUGUACUCCAUUCGUGAACGCAUAGCAGCUGAGGAGUUGCCAGAGCGGGCACGAGGUCGAGGCAACUGUUGGUACGGAAGAUGCUGCCGUACGCAAAGCCACAAGCGCCACCACGCAGAGCGAUUGAACCAUAUUUGUGAGCAGACCCGCCGCUAA
Molecule: messenger RNA, 1002 nt
Organism: Durusdinium trenchii
Lineage: Eukaryota; Dinophyceae; Suessiales; Symbiodiniaceae
Source: the annotation of a GenBank genome assembly